Dipodomys ordii (Ord's kangaroo rat) is the source of this 969-nucleotide messenger RNA. RefSeq names its product olfactory receptor 52B2. Gene Ontology annotation, molecular function: G protein-coupled receptor activity; olfactory receptor activity. Bases 1 to 969 code for a protein of 322 amino acids. The record is from RefSeq and is a predicted model, not a curated record. The transcript has a single exon. NCBI's taxonomy places the organism in Eukaryota, Metazoa, Chordata, Mammalia, Rodentia, Heteromyidae. Gene Ontology annotation, cellular component: membrane. Gene Ontology annotation, biological process: G protein-coupled receptor signaling pathway.
AUGACUAACACCAACAUUACCAUCUUCCAUCCCACUGUUUUUGUCCUACUUGGCAUCCCUGGGUUGGAGGUGUAUCACGUGUGGUUGUCUGUCCCCCUUUGCUUCAUGUAUGUCACUGCAGUCCUGGGGAACAGCAUCUUGAUCGUGGUCAUCGUCACAGAACGUAGCCUUCACGAGCCCAUGUAUUUCUUCCUCUCCAUGUUGGCCAUCACAGACAUCCUGCUAUCCAGCACCACGGUGCCCAAGGCUCUGGCCAUCUUUUGGCUCCAUGCUCACAACAUUGCCUUUGAUGCCUGUGUCACUCAAGUGUUCUUUGUGCACACAAUGUUUGUGGGGGAGUCAGCUAUCCUGUUAGCCAUGGCCUUUGACCGCUUUGUGGCCAUCUGUGCCCCACUGAGAUACACAACGGUGUUAACAUGGCCUACUGUCCGCAGGCUUGCUCUGGCCAUUGUCAUCCGAAGCUUCUGUAUCAUCUUCCCGGUGAUCUUCUUGCUGAAGCGGCUGCCCUUCUGUCGGACUAACAUCGUCCCCCAUUCGUACUGCGAGCAUAUCGGAGUGGCUCGUUUAGCUUGUGCUGACAUCACUGUUAAUAUCUGGUAUGGCUUCUCGGUGCCCAUUGUGAUGGUCAUCUUGGAUGUGAUCCUCAUUGCUGUGUCUUAUUCACUCAUCCUCCGUGCGGUGUUUCGUUUGCCUUCCCAGGAUGCUCGGCACAAGGCCCUCAGCACUUGCGGGUCCCACCUCUGCGUCAUCCUCAUGUUUUAUGUUCCUUCCUUCUUUACCUUACUGACACAUCGUUUUGGGCGCAACAUUCCUCGACAUGUCCAUAUUCUCUUGGCCAAUCUUUAUGUGGUGGUGCCGCCAAUGCUCAACCCCAUUGUCUAUGGUGUGAAGACAAAGCAGAUCCGGGAGGGGGUAGCUCAUUGGUUCUUUGACAUCAAGACUUGGUGUUUUUCGCCUGCCCUGGGCUGA